AGAGCGAGAGAGGCCGCCCAGCGCCGUUCUUCCGCCAGCAUGCCGGGCCCCUGCCCUUCCCCCCCACGUCCCCGCCCCCAUCCCCGCCUGGUGCUGCCCCCAGCCACACUCCUUCCCCUCCUCCUACUCGCCCUCACCCAGCUCAGCGGUGCCAGCGAGCCCCCGAGCGCCGGGGCCAGCGGCACGGCCAACUGCUCGGGCAGCUCCGUCUGCUCUGAGGGCGUGGUGCUGCCCAUCUGGAACCCCCAGAACCCCUCGGUGGGCGACAAGGUGGCGCGGGCCAUCGUGUACUUCGUGGCGCUCAUCUACAUGUUCCUGGGCAUGUCCAUCAUCGCCGACCGCUUCAUGUCCUCCAUCGAGGUCAUCACCUCGCAGGAGAAGGAGAUCACCAUCAAGAAGCCCAACGGGGAGACCACCACCACCACCGUGCGCAUCUGGAACGAGACCGUCUCCAACCUGACCCUCAUGGCACUGGGCUCCUCCGCCCCCGAGAUCCUGCUCUCCGUCAUCGAGGUGUGCGGGCACAAGUUCCACGCCGGCGACCUGGGCCCCAGCACCAUCGUGGGCAGCGCCGCCUUCAACAUGUUCGUGAUCAUCGCCAUCUGCGUCUACGUGGUGCCCGAGGGCGAGACCCGCAAGAUCAAGCACCUGCGCGUCUUCUUCGUGACGGCCGCCUGGAGCAUCUUCGCCUACAUCUGGCUCUACCUCAUCCUGGCCGUCGUCUCGCCGGGCGUGGUGGAGGUCUGGGAGGCCGUGCUGACCUUCCUGUUCUUCCCGCUCUGCGUGGUGCAGGCCUGGAUCGCCGACCGCCGCCUGCUCUUCUACAAGUACGUGCAGAAGCGCUACCGCGCCGACAAGCACCGCGGCAUCAUCAUCGAGACGGAGGGGGACGGCGCCGGCGGCGGCGGGGGCCCCUUCACCAAGAUGGACCUGGAGAUGGACGGGCGGGCGGUCAACUCGCACCACAAGGAGGCGCUGGACGGCAUGCUGGGCCCGGCGGAGGAGGGCGGCGGGGGCCGGGACCAGGAGGACGAGGCGCGGCGGGACAUGGCGCGCACCCUGAAGGAGCUGAAGCAGAAGCACCCGGAGAAGGACAUGGAGCAGCUGAUCGAGAUGGCCAACUACCAGGUGCUGGUCCAGCAGCAGAAGAGCCGGGCCUUCUACCGCAUCCAGGCCACCAGGAUGAUGAUCGGCGCCGGCAACAUCCUGAAGAAGCACGCGGCCGACCAGGCGCGGAAGGUGGUGAGCUGCCACGAGGCGCGCGCCGACGAGGACGACCUGCAGACCAUCCGCGUGCAGUUCGAGCCCUCGCACUACCAGUGCUUCGAGAACUGCGGCUCGCUCACGCUGGCCGUGGCGCGGCGCGGCGGCGACGACGGCUGCACGGUGAAGGUGGACUACCGCACGGAGGACGGCACCGCCAACGCCGGCUCGGACUACGAGUUCGCCGAGGGCACCCUGGUCUUCAAGCCCGGCGAGACGCUCAAGGAGCUGACGGUGGGCAUCAUCGACGACGACAUCUUCGAGGAGGACGAGUACUUCCACGUCCACCUCAGCAACGUGCGGGUGGUGUGGCCGGACGGCGGCCCGGAGCCCGGCGCCCCGCCGCCGCCGCCCAAGGCCGCCCUGGGUGCCGCCCACAGCGCCACCGUCACCAUCUUCGACGACGACCACGCCGGCAUCUUCACCUUCGAGAGCGAGGGCACGCGGGUGAGCGAGAGCGUGGGCACCAUGCAGGUGAAGGUCCAGCGCACCUCGGGCGCCCGCGGCACCGUGGUGGUGCCGUACCGCACCGUCGAGGGCACGGCCAAGGGCGGGGAGGACUACGAGGAGGCCGCCGGCAAGCUGGAGUUCCUCAACGACGAGACCAUGAAGGUGAUCGAGGUGAAGAUCAUCGACGACGAAGAGUACGAGAAGAACAAGACCUUCACCAUCGAGCUGGGAGAGCCGGUGUUGGUGGAAAUCGGCCAGAAACAUGGUGAGAAUGACCGAGAGGUGGGGGUCGAGGAGGAGGAGGUGGCGAAGAUGGGGUGCCCCAGUUUGGGGGAGCACACCCGCCUGGAGGUCAUCAUCGAGGAGUCGUACGAAUUCAAGACUACAGUAUACAUGGCUGUGACCCGUGGCUGUCUCAUCUCGUCCGCGUAUCGUUUAUCCCGGUGCGUCUCCCGCGAGGGCUGGCGAAAUCGGCUAGGGUGCCGGGCUGCGCUCACGAUGUCCUGUCUGCCCGCCCUGCCCCCAGGGGACGACGACGAGGAGGAGAGCGGGGAGGAGCGCCUGCCCUCCUGCUUCGACUACAUCAUGCACUUCCUGACCGUCUUCUGGAAGGUGCUGUUCGCCUUCGUGCCGCCCACGGAGUACUGGAACGGCUGGGCCUGCUUCCUGGUGUCCAUCUCGCUGAUCGGCGUGCUGACGGCCGUCACCGGCGACCUGGCCUCGCACUUCGGCUGCACCGUGGGGCUGAAGGACUCGGUCACGGCCGUGGUGUUCGUGGCCCUCCCCCCCUCUCUCCCUGACACCUUUGCCAGUAAAGUGGCAGCUAUCCAGGACCAGUACGCCGACGCCUCCAUCGGCAACGUCACGGGCAGCAACGCGGUGAACGUCUUCCUGGGCAUCGGCGUGGCGUGGACCAUCGCCGCCGUCUACUGGCGCGCCCAGGGGAAGGACUUCCGGGUGGACCCGGGCUCGCUGGCCUUCACCGUCACGCUCUUCACCAUCUUCGCCUUCGUCAACGUCACCGUGCUGAUGUACCGGCGGCGGGCGAGCGUGGCGGGGGGCGAGCUGGGGGGGCCGCGGACUGCCAAGCUGCUCACCACCCUCCUCUUCCUCUUCCUGUGGCUGCUCUACAUCCUGCUGGCCUCGCUGGAGGCCUACUGCCACAUCCAGGGCUUCUGAGCGGGGACAGACAGAGCAAGAGAGGGACGGAGAGACGGGAAGGGACAAAUCAAAAAUGAACGGGAAGAAGAAAAGGGGGAAAGGACCUUCCCUUCCCCCUGAAUGGCUUGGCAGACACCCCCUCUACACAGUCAUACUGCGUGUCCCCCCCCCCACUUUACCCUCCCUCCUACUCCCAUGUCCCCUCCUUCCCUUAUACUCCUCCCUCCUCUCCAUCCAUCCCCCCCCCUCUCUUCCUCCUCUCCCCUUCUCACUCUCUUUUUUCCUCCACCCCCCGCACCUGGGAGUGCGCCUUGAGCCGGGGGAGGCGAGCAUCGGCGCCAGGUGGGAGGAGUAGGCGCAAGGAAGCACGAGAACACGCAGCUACAUGAUCCGACCACCGGGUGGCGCUGUCCGUUGUGAGAGGAAGGGCAGGUGGGGGGCAGACCCCUCUCGGAAGUGCAAGCAGUCGCGUACGCGUUCCCUGUACACGAACGAAAGCAAGGCACCGACACAUGGGCACCCUUCUGCGUCCACACACUCUUAACGCACGGCAUCACUCCCACACGCAUGCGCCGGGCGUGUCCUCGCUGCAUAUUACACGCUAUAGGCCCCACUUACAGUUUACAGUCUCGUGUUUGGGGCACCUUGUUGGGAAAGGCGCUAUAUUAAAAAUAAAUGGAAUUGAAUGUGUCCUAGGCGCCCGAGGAGAGAGGAGUUCCCCCUCCCUGCCCUCCUCUGUGAUCUCCAUUGGUCUGUUCCAUUUUUAAAAGAGUUUUUCAUUUGUGUUCGUGCUCUCAUCCUGAUCAUACUGGAGCUCACCGGCCCGGAACAGACCCUCGGAGACACGACAGCGAUGGGAAGCUGGAGAAUGAGGACACAUUUCCAGAUGUAUGUCUGUAUAUAUAUAUCUACCUAUCCCUGUCCUGCUGCUGGCCUGUGUGCAGCACUGGACUCUCGUGUGGAGGCAUGAACGAACUGGACAGGCUCUCUUCCUCCUCGCCUUCCUCUUUGGCUCCCCUGAACAGUUACCCGUACCGGGGACCCGAUCGCCUCUCUCUGAACCGGGUUUCUUAAUUUAUCUGUAUUUAUCGGAGAAGGACGGGAACUCAAGCGGAAGGAGAAACGACGUUGCGUUUCACCAUUUUCAUUUCUUUCCUGUGUUCGUUUUUUUAUUAUUCUUAUUGUUAUACUGAUUGUAGGCUGGGAUUCCACUUCACCCAGUGCAACCUGUGAGAAAGCACCGCGGCUCUGCUCCCCGGGGACAGGCUGGACGAACCCCCGCCCUCUUCGGUCUGUUUCGGAAACUGCGGAUCAAGAGGGAUACCCUGGCAAACUAACGGUCAGCAGAACCCGCGGAGACAAACCGACACUUGUUGAGGGAAAAUUCUGCACUGAUGCCACAAGUUAUCAGGCUUGGUAGACCAGGAGGACAGCUGGUCCAGUGGUUCAGGGCCAGUCUUGUUAGACCAGGGGGACAGCUGGUCCAGUGGUUCAGGGCCAGUCUUGUUAGACCAGGGGGACAGCUGGUCCAGUGGUUCAGGGCCAGUCUUGUUAGACCAGGGGGACAGCUGGUCCGGUGGUUCAGGUCCAGUCUGUACAUGUCUUCCGACUACAUCUCUACUGAGAGACGUUAAAAAUCCAGCAAAAUGGCGCUGCUUUCAGUGUUCAUGCCUUUCAGAGGUGGAAAUACUGGUUCCUAGGGAGACGGAUAGAUAAGGUACAGAGAUGUGUAGCUCUUUAUGUGUGAGUCUCGUUGUUUUGAGGUUUAGCCUGAUUUCUUGGUACCUACAGAGACAGAUUGAUUCUGCUCAGGAGGUAGCCAGACAGACGUAUUUCUUCCUGGGGGCUGCAGUGCGCAGAGACGGGCAGACCUGGCCCUGCUGUAUAUAGCCCAUACCUUCACACAUGCCCCCUGGUGUGCACUGCGCAGGCCUCUAUUUUUAGCCCUUGCGUCGCGUUGCUAGGAGACGGUAUCCAGGAGGGAGGCAUUGUUCUGGUUGUCGAGGUGUCGGUAAAGAGGGAGGGGGUAGGGGGUGUGUCCUCACCGGGGGGGGGGGUCCCUUCAAGAUAGAGCAGUCUCUUUCCCCGGCAGCUCGAAGGCCACAAUCCGACAUUAGUUUGAAACUUUAACGAGCUCUUGCCAAGCUCUAGACACCAUACAAGGCUUUGUCGGUUAUUUUUAAGGCUUGUACCCAGACACGUCACCCAUAAGUGACUAAUAUGCAGCCUAAUAGCUGGCGCUUAAAAUAAAUCCUCCUGUUCCGAGUCACUGUCACUCUGCACCUCAGACUGGUCCUGCCCAUCCGGUCCGCAGCGAAGCAUCCCGGCCCGCACACACACAGGGGCCCGGAAGGAUGGCAGUUGUGCCGGAGUCUUCCAGGGGUUUUUCCGCGCUUUGCCGGCGUGUCCCGUUCCAGGGGCUGUGCUGUGCUGCACUCUGCCUUCCCACUGAUGCUUCUCCAGUACCCACAGGUAUUAAACCCCC
Messenger RNA from Lepisosteus oculatus (spotted gar), 5359 nucleotides. The record is from RefSeq and is a predicted model, not a curated record. NCBI's taxonomy places the organism in Eukaryota, Metazoa, Chordata, Actinopteri, Semionotiformes, Lepisosteidae.